CUAUCCACGAAGACUCGUAUUUUUAGUAGAUUUUUCGAUAUACUGAGUUGGACCUGGUACUUUAAAAGUCCAUGUGACACAAAGAUACAUUUGGGGCUUUAAAAAAAGUUAAACAAGAUUCUGAACUGCAUUAAUAAUUAGGAUUUUUAACUGUACAUCAAGUGUCGGCAAAAAAUGAAGAUUUUCGAGAGACUAAAAUACCUGCCGAUUCUGCUGUUUCUAUUAAUUUUACAUCUGCGGACGGCUAAUAUGGCAGCGGUCAUGUCUGUGGAUCUUGGGAGUGAAUGGAUGAAGGUUGGUGUAGUAUCACCAGGCGUCCCGAUGGAGAUAGCACUUAACAAAGAGUCUAAGCGAAAGAGUCCAAUGUUCAUUAGUUUCAAAGAUAAUGUAAGACUUUUUGGGGAAGAUGCGCAAAAUCUAGGAUUAAGAUAUCCCACAAAUUCGUUUGGAUACCUAACUGACCUGAUUGGAAAAUCGAUCGAUAAUCCUGUAGUAGAGCUUUACAAGUCUAGAUUUCCUUGGCAUAACAUUGUGGGAGAUGAAAAACGAAACACUGUUGUAUUCAAAAAUGGCAACGAAACAUAUAGUGUCGAGGAGCUUUUGGCUCAAAUCCUAGAAAAGGCAAAAGAAUUUGCGCAAGAUUAUACUGGCCAAGCAGUCACUGAAACUGUAAUAGUUGUUCCAGGGUAUUUUGGCCAAGCUGAGAGAACUGGAAUGAUGCGUGUAGCACAACUUGCCAAUUUGAAAGUUUUACAAUUGAUCAAUGAUUAUUCAGCAGUCGCUUUAAAUUAUGGUAUAUUUAGACGAAAAGAAAUCAAUGAGACUGCACAAUACUUUGUAUUUUACGAUAUGGGUGCAUACAAGACUGUUGCAACAGUGGUAGCGUAUCAAACGGUUAAAGAUAAAGCAACACGAGAAAUUUUACCGUCUCUUCAAGUGUUAGGCGUUGCCUAUGAUAGGACAUUAGGAGGUCUUGAAAUGCAAAUAAGGUUGCGUGACUUUCUAGCAAAAAAAUUCAACGAAAUGAAGAAAACUCAAACCAACGUAACUACGAAUCCCAGAGCAAUGAUGAAAUUGUUCAAAGAAGCUGGCAGAGUAAAAAAUAUUCUUAGUGCAAACACUGACACAUUCGCACAAAUCGAAGGGCUAUUAGAAGAACACGACUUUAAAGUUAAAGUAACAAGGGAAGAAUUUGAGCAACUCUGUGACGACUUGUUGGAGCGUGUACCAAAUGUUUUGACGAAAGCGUUGGAAAUUUCAGAACUUCCAAUCGAGACGAUAAAUCAAGUAGUAUUAGUUGGUGGUAAUACGAGAAUGCCUAAAGUACAAGAAACAUUAAAAAGUAAAAUUAAAUUGGAUCUUGCUAAAAAUAUUAAUGCAGACGAAGCAGCUGCAAUGGGUGCCGUAUAUCGUGGUGCAGAUCUAGCAACUGGAUUCAAAGUUAAAAAGUUUUUAACAAAGGAUGCUGUUUUAUAUCCAAUACAAAUUACAUUUGAUCGUGUCGGAGAAAGUGGAACAGUACGAGAGGUUAAAAGAACAUUGUUUGGCCCUAUGAAUGCGUAUCCAUCCAAAAAAGUAAUAACAUUUAACAAAAACACAGAAGAUUUUCAUUUCGAUGUAAAAUACGACGAAUUGAAUCACCUAAGUGAAGACGAGGUCAAAUGUCUUGGAUCGAAAGUUCUUAGUCGUGUUCAGCUUAAAAAAAUAUCAGAAAUUUUACAGAAUAAUUUGGCAGAAAAUGUAGCAUCAAAAGGAAUCAAGGCCCAUUUCUCGCUGGACGAUUCUGGAAUCUUUGAUUUAGUUAACGUUGAAUUGUUAAUGGAAAAAACAGUUUCGCCUGACGAUGACCAAAAUGCUUUCCAAAAAAUUAGCAAUACUAUCAGCAAAUUAUUCUCUGGAAAAGACGAAGAAUCUGAAUCUGGUGCAAAUCCUACAGAGCCUGAGCCGCAAGCAGAAGAAUCUAAAGAAAACAAUAAAACGACAAAUGAUACACAAGAUUCUUCUUCCAACCAAACGGAGAAUCAACAAUCAGCAGGAGAACAGAAUAAAACUGAGCCCUUAAAAAUCGUUACUUUAAAAGAACAAGUUCCGAGCGAAGUAUCGGUUUUGUAUGUUGGUCCCCUAGACGGAGAACAGUAUGCUGCUUCCGAGAAAAAGAUAAAUGAUCUGAACAAAAUUGAACAAGAGAAAAAAAGAUUUGAAAAUGCCAUGAAUGCUUUAGAAUCAUAUGUUAUUGACACGCAAAUGAAAUUAGACACGGAGGAAUACAAAAGCUGUGCAUCAGAAGAGGAAAUAAAAAAUAUUCUGGAUAUGUGUGCAAAAACAUCAGAUUGGAUUUAUGAAGAUGGAAUGGAUGCUGAUGCUUCUAUGUAUGAAGAAAAAUUAGAACAAUUAAAAAGUUUGGCCAAUGAAAUAUAUGCCAAGCAUUGGGAGCACAACGAACGUCCGGAAGCAUUAAACGCCUUAAAAUCUAUGAUAAAUGGCUCCGAAGGCUUUUUGGCAACUGCUAAGAACCUAACUAUUGACAAAAAUCCAGACAGAGGAGUUUUCACUCAGGUAGAAAUCAAUAAUCUUGAAAAGGUAAUAAAAGAAACAAUUGCUUGGCGCGAUAAUGAAGUCAAGGAACAGGAAAAACUGGCGAGAUCAGAUCCAGUCCGUUUAACGGUAAAAAUGCUAACAGAAAAAAUGUCUUUAUUGGAUAGAGAGGUUAAAUAUUUGGUGAAUAAAAUAAAACUAUGGAAGCCUAAACCUGCACCAAAAGAUAAAGAUGAAAAAAAUGCAACUAAGACUGAAGAGGAAGAGGCUAAACCUGAAGCAGAGCAACAACAUUCUGAAAAUAAUACGGACAAUAACAAAGAUGAAACUAAAACUACAACUGAUGAUACAUCUAAAGUCGGAGAGUCGGAGCAAAUAAACGAUCAAUCAAAAGAAGAUAUUGAAAACCAUUCAGAGCUUUAAACGAUAAUUAUAUUAGUGAAACCUAAAAAAAUUAAUUGACUUGCAAAAGUUAAAUUCCCUAACUUGUAUGUAUUUAUAAAGACAGACUUAAGUUAAAAGAAAGAACCAUUAAAUAUGCAAGUAUAGUUUAAAUUUAUUAUUAUUAUAAUUUAUUAGUGUUAUAGCUCAAAACAAAACAAAACAAACUAAAAUUAAAGCAGUGUGUAAUUUUCUUAAUUUGUGAUGAGCAUAAAGUGA
Molecule: messenger RNA, 3195 nt
Organism: Culicoides brevitarsis
Lineage: Eukaryota; Metazoa; Arthropoda; Insecta; Diptera; Ceratopogonidae
Gene: Grp170
Product: hypoxia up-regulated protein 1
Exons: 5
Coding region: 175-2958 (927 amino acids)
Biological process (GO): endoplasmic reticulum unfolded protein response
Cellular component (GO): endoplasmic reticulum chaperone complex
Molecular function (GO): ATP binding; ATP-dependent protein folding chaperone
Source: RefSeq, a predicted model, not a curated record